UUGGGUUGUGGCCGCGUAGUCGGCUCUCUUCCCCUCAAAACCCCCAUUCCCCCAGCCCCUUCUCUCCCUCUUUCGUCUCUUCACUUCUCUCCCUCUCUCUCCAGAGAAGUGAAACUUCCCGAGAAAUUCACCGCUUGAUUUUCUCGGUAUCCAAACGGAAAAUAAAAAUUCGGAAAGAGAAAGAAAAAAUAAAAAUGUCGCACGCCGUGUUCCAGACGGCUCAAAUCAUGCCGAUAAACAUGCAGCUACCGACGAAGCCGAAGCUGGCGGUUCUGCCGACCCAGCUUCGGAUGAUGGAGCGGAGGGGUCUGGUGCUGAAGGCGAAUUGCUUGCCGUCACCGUCUACUUCCGAUGCUGUGGACGGAGACUCCAUGGCCAUGAUGGAGCGCUGCUUCGCGGGGCCGUCGGCCCCCGGCGGUUUGGGUCCGGUUAUGAAGGGACAGUAUGGUGCGUUUGGUGCGGUUACUCUUGAGAAGGGCAAGCUCGAUAUGUCUCAGAAGCAAUCCAAGUCUAGCCCCGAGACUGCAAUUGGGGGAGGCGGUGGAGAUAUUGGAAAGAGAAUAAAUAAUGGUGGUGGUGAUGGAGGUGAUGAUGGUGGUGAUGAUGAUGAUUAUUUUGAUGACUUUGAUGAUGGCGAUGAGGGAGAUGAAGGUGGUCUGUUUAGAAGCCGGAUGUUUCUUGAAGAGCUCUUUGAUCGAAAAUUUGUUGAUGCAGUAUUGAAUGAAUGGCAAAAGACAAUGAUGGAUUUACCUGCUGGGUUUCGGCAAGCUUAUGAAAUGGGAUUGAUCAGCUCUGCUCAAAUGGUUAAAUUCUUAGCGACCAAUGCAAGGCCGACCACUACUAGGUUUAUUUCUCGUGCGCUUCCUGAUGGAAUAUCAAGGGCAUUCAUUGGCAGAAUGCUUGCAGAUCCUGCCUUUUUAUAUAGGUUUCUGUUAGAGCAGGCUGCGACAAUUGGUUCCUCGGUGUGGUGGGAGUUAAAGAAUCGUAAGGGCAGGAUAAAACAAGAAUGGGAUUUGGCGCUUAUAAAUGUACUCACAGUAACAGCAUGCAAUGCUAUUGUUGUUUGGUCACUUGCUCCUUCUCGUUCAUAUGGGAACACAUUCAAGUUUGAUUUGCAAAAUACGUUACAAAAACUCCCCAACAAUGUAUUUGAGAAGAGCUACCCACUGAGGGAAUUUGACCUGCAAAAGAGAUUUCACUCUUUCUUCUACAAGGCUGCUGAGUUAUGUAUGGUUGGACUAUCUGCUGGAGCUGUGCAAGGUUCUUUAUCAAAUUUUUUGGCCAAUAAAAAGGAAGGAAGGUUAUCUGUGACGAUCCCAACUGUCAAAGCAAAUGCGCUCGGUUAUGGUGCCUUCCUCGGACUAUAUGCGAACCUGAGGUAUCAGCUAUUAUGUGGAUUUGACAGAGCAAUGGUGAACCAUUUUGAUGUUAUUGGGGUCGCCCUGUUUUUUAGCACGACACUGAGGAUUUUGAAUGUGCAAUUAGGAGAGAGAUCAAGGUUGGCUUGGCUUGGGGUGGAGGCUGAUCCACUUGUUCACUCUGAUGAUCUUUUGAAGGUAUACAGUAGGCCUUCUGAAAAUAUUGAUCAGCCGUCUUCAAAAUGGUUUAUAUCAAAGAAUGCCAUCGUUUCUGGGCUUGGGCUCCUCGGCAUCAAACAGGGAAAUGCCGACUCUGUUGCUGAUGGGGAAUCAUCAACACCUAAGACACGCAGAAAGAGGAUUGUCCGGAAGAAGGUGACUGCAAGUUCAGCGUAGUUUAAUUGAAUGUAAUCAUUGACAGAGUCCAAUUUUGUUGCCCGAGGGAGUUACAACUUGCUCGCGAAACUGUUACGCAAGUGGAGCUUAAGAGGUGUUUGUGCAGAAAUUUCUGGCAUCUCUGGUAAGGAGAGAAGAUUUAUAAUCUUUAGUUGCUUUAUAUAGCGUCCCUUCUCUUGAUUGCAAGUGCACUGCACUGCCAUGUUUACCUUGAAAUUUUAGUAAAUUAGAAGCUUUAAUUUAUUUUUUUAGCUAAAAGCGCAUUUUUUGAAAGAUUUUUAGCUGUUUGUAAUUUCAGCCGUGCUAGUUUGUCACAUUACUGAAAAAUUCAAUAAUUCAGAGUUUACUUAUUUGGAAGUA
Malus domestica (apple) is the source of this 2114-nucleotide messenger RNA. Its product is annotated as protein RETICULATA-RELATED 1, chloroplastic-like. Lineage: Eukaryota; Viridiplantae; Streptophyta; Magnoliopsida; Rosales; Rosaceae. Gene Ontology annotation, cellular component: chloroplast inner membrane. Gene Ontology annotation, biological process: plant organ development. The record is from RefSeq and is a predicted model, not a curated record.